Messenger RNA from Elaeis guineensis (African oil palm), 1557 nucleotides. RefSeq names its product calcium uniporter protein 2, mitochondrial. Gene Ontology annotation, molecular function: calcium channel activity; uniporter activity. Lineage: Eukaryota; Viridiplantae; Streptophyta; Magnoliopsida; Arecales; Arecaceae. Gene Ontology annotation, cellular component: uniplex complex. Gene Ontology annotation, biological process: mitochondrial calcium ion homeostasis; calcium import into the mitochondrion. The record is from RefSeq and is a predicted model, not a curated record.
GUUCCUCUUCAUUGUUCCAAAGUAGCAGGUGGAUUAAACGAAAUUUUUUCAGUGUACUUCUCCUGAUUCUCUCUUUCCACCAUUCCAAUAUCUCCUGAGAUAUUAACGAAUCCCAUCCCUUUGGAUCUCUAUUUAAGCCCCUCCCUCUUGCCCCGUCCGAAAAACAGAACACAGAGAACUAAAAGACCCUCAGGCCCGGAGUAGACGAGAAGAGCGCAGCGCUCUCUCUCUCUCUCUUCCUCUUUCUUAUCUCUAGCCCUACCCCCAUUACUUCAAAGUCCUAGCAAUGGCGUUCGGCAAAACCCUUGCUCACCGGUUCGUCAACGCGGCCAAGUCCCUCCCCGCCGGCACCCUUCUCCCUCCCCGCCUCCACAUCGCCGAGCCGUCCUCUUACCUCCGGCGCCUCCUCCCUGACUCCAGCGAGGAGCGGGGGCUCCUCCGCCGGUUCCUCCAGUGGCGGGCCCUCUUUCAGUCGGCGGAGCGGCUUCCCCUCCCGGUCGGCAACGCCCUGGCCGAUCGUAUCCGGCAGCUGAAUCGGGAACGCCUCCGCCUCGAGGGGCUCGUCCCCCCGCCCAGAUCCCCGUCGGCUGGGACUCAGGAAGAGGAGGAAAGGAUCUCGGUGGAGGAGGCGAGGAAGGUGCUGCGGGCGGCGCAGAUGGAGGCGGCGAGGGCGCGGCUGAGGGGAAUCCAGAGGAGCUGCGUGGCGUACACGGAGUUCACCCAGAUCUGCUGCGAGGUCGCCGGCGUCGAUCAGGGGCUCGGCGUCGCCCGCGCGCUCGACGAGUCCGGGGCCGUCAUCGUCCUCGGCGCCGUCGUCUUCCUCCGCCCCGACCUCGUGGCAAAAGCAAUCGAGAACAUGAUUCCGACGGCAUCGGUGGCCCCUGCGAACAACCCGCAAAACAAAGAGCUGAAGGAGAUGGAGAAGAAAAAGGCGGAGAUCGACAUGAAGGCGGAGGGCCAGGUGAGGAGGGAGCUCUGGUGCGGGCUGGGCUUCCUGGUGAUCCAGACUGCGGCCUUCAUGCGGCUGACCUUCUGGGAGCUCACCUGGGACGUGAUGGAGCCCAUUUGCUUCUACGUCACCUCCCUCUACUUCAUGGCGGGCUAUGCCUUCUUCCUCAGGACCUCCAGGGAUCCCUCCUUCGAAGGUUUUUUCGAGAGCCGCUUCGCCGCCAAACAGAAGCGGCUCAUGAAGGCCCGCAACUUUGAUAUCGCUAAAUUCAAUGAGCUCAGGAGAGCCGGCCCCUUCCCUCCAUCGCAGCCUCUAAAAGAGUCCUCUUCCUCAUCUUGCUCUUCCUACAGCGAUUGCCACAGGAGGAGCACCUUGUUCGGACCCAUGCAUUAGACUGCUAGUUUCAUUUGAGAUAAUAUUGUCUCCAUUGGAACAGGAUUUAAGAGAGAGAAAAAAAAAGAGGAAGAUGACAGAGUAGUUGUAAAUAAAUCGCUAGUGAAUCCACCCCCCACCCUCCUCAUCUUUUUUUUUUUCUGUGGUAUAAUCGAAUAGAGCCAACAUUUAGUUUCGUUUUACAUAUGAAAUGAAGUAACCGGACUUCUUAGGCA